Lachancea mirantina is the source of this 3306-nucleotide messenger RNA. NCBI's taxonomy places the organism in Eukaryota, Fungi, Ascomycota, Saccharomycetes, Saccharomycetales, Saccharomycetaceae. The record is from the annotation of a GenBank genome assembly.
AUGUCUAGCUUGCCGGGAAAAAAAGUGAAAUGUGACGGAGAACACAAGCAACAAGGGAGUUCAACGGAUUCGAAAAGAUGUUCCAAUUGUGCAGCAGCGGGAAUAGAAUGUGUUUUUGUGCCGAGUAUGCGUGGCGGACGACGUGUGCCCAAGCAUCGGAAUGGGUCCCUGGCAGUUGACCAUGAGGACGGAUCAAGAGCAUAUUGUACGAAUGAAGGCAAAGCAGAGAAAGGUGGAAUUGGUGGUGGAAAAGAGACGUCACGUGAUUGGAACUCUUAUCCAGAAUUCGCGGCUCGGGUGGGCGCUGGACGCAGAGCUACGGCGUGUCCUCCUCAUUUCGAGCCUUACUUUGGUGCGUAUCAUGGAUUUUGGCCCUCAGUAAGGAUUCCAGUGCCGCCGUCGGAACUUCACGUAAGUCAAAACCCUACGCCACAUCACAUGGCCUCAACGUCAUCGAUGCCUCCGAAAUUUCCGCAUCACUUUGGGCCUCCCUGUCUGCCCUGCGAAUCACCUACACAUCAUUUUGGUCCGCACUUUUCACCUUGGAACCGACCUUCGCAUCCUCCACCACAUUUCGAGCAUCAUCAUCAUCCUCCUCAUCAUCCAGGUCAACAUCACGGUCCUUACCCUUUUUCGCGACAUUGGAAAUAUCCCCACCAUCUUCCACGACAUUUUCAUCACUCGCGCAACCCUGAGCGUAACUUAUAUACCUGGCCUCCGCCUUACGGAGGCCCUUGGCCAAAUCAAGCCGGAUCUGCUUUUCCUGACUCUCGUAUGGGAAUGUACCGCCAGCAGAGCGACUCCUGUUCCGAGUUUUCAGAGAGUUCUCAUUCGCAACCGAAUACUGGUGUACAUCGCGAAUGGCCUUCACCUUCGUCAACCGUUCCUGCUUCUUUCGCAGAUAUGUCGAAGGCCGCUUCCUCCGAUACCGAUGCGACAUCUACGCCGAACGAAACGCAAGCGUAUGAGUCAUACCCCGCGGCCUCAAACACCAGUGACGCUAGCUACAACGAAAUGUCUUACACUACCAUAACUUUUGACCACCGCGAAACAAGAAUGAAGACUAAAGACGGACAUGAUAUUCAUGCGCAUAAGCCUUCAACUGUGAAGUCUAAUUUCAUGGAUCCUGGGUACGAACGACAUGAGCUUCAUGUAGGCCAGGGAUUCAAAGGUAGCCAUGUUCCAUCACUGGAACGUUAUCAGAAUGAGGAGACUCGGAAUGAUGUUCCUGUGACUAGCGUUACUUCCCCGAAGAAACCUCAAAAUUCGACUGCCGGUCAAAAUUUGAAAAGUAGCACUGGUGAGAAGAGGUUUACGGAAGACGACGCGACCCUGUCUUCAUCGAAUUCUAGCAUUGAUGAGUCUAGAAGCUCUUCGAGUACAUCUCAGCUCCCUUCUGUAUCAAUAUGGGAGGAAGGCAAUAAGCAUACUGAGAGCAGAGCCACUGCUAGAACCCUAAGGUAUCGCCUAUCAAGCGAAGACCUUUUGGAUUACGACCUUCCGCCUCCAUCCAUUUCGUGCCUCCUUCUUGAUGUCUUCUUUGAAAAAAUUCACUUACAACUGCAGGUCCUGCCGCCAAAGGAUUUUUUCAUGAGCCAAUUUAGUCCCCGAGCUAAUACGGCUUUGAUACAUGCAAUGUUUUUGUGCGCUAGACCCUAUCUGAAUAUGUUGUGUCCACUUGAUAACAACCACUCCUUUUCUGCUGAUCAUUAUCUGGGUAUGAUAAAGAAAUAUCGAGAUCGCUUGGAUGCUAUAACCUUGAUGCAAACUCACAUUUUACUGUCAUACUAUUACUCAAAGUAUGCAUCAGACUGUGCGCAGGUUGAGUAUCAUUUGAAGGAGGUAGCUCAAUUUAUAUGUUCGAUGCCCUUACCAGCACUGUCGCCUGAUGAGGCAAUACUAUCAAAGUUGAGUUCUGUGACUAGAAUGCAGAGGGAAUCUUACUGCCGCCUUGCCUGGUCUUUGUUUUUAAUGAUUCGAGUUGGAAAAGAAUGUUUUGGAAACAGCGUUUUCAUGCAUACGGAUGAGGAUACUGAUUUAUGCAAACGGCUGAAAACUGCCCUUUUCACACACGUUUCGCUACCUUUCUUGGAUGAGGAUCGAGCCUCGAUCCCAACCGGAAUUUCCACGCACUCCAGUUUUGGCAGAGGGCCGAAAUUGGAGUCUCUUUACGAAAAAUGUGAGACGAGUGGUGGUAGCAGUGGCUGUCUUUACAUUGCGGCAAGAUUACAGGAUGAAUUGAUAUGGUCGUUCGAAAGAGAACAGUGGAUGUCACGUCAUGAUAAAUUUGAGAAAGUCGUGAAUAGGAAAGUUUCCGAAACUAAAUGCGAAGGAUCAUUAUUAAUAUUAGAUACUUCAGCAAUUCUGGCUAAAACGUUUCUAUUAUUGAGUAAAUUAGACGUUGUGAAUGCUGGGCAUACCAAGUUUGACAAAUCUUGCCUUUUGAACAUUGAAGAAAGCCAUAUGUCAAACACUUAUUUUGAAGGCUUAAAGGAGGCAAUUACUGCCUCACUCGUGUGCAAGGAUGGUCCUCAUCAUAUAAACCUUUUGUCCCUCUUCCUUGCCAUCUUAGAUUGCACUGCGCUUUUAAAUUUGUGCAUGGGUAUGAGCCCCGAAUCUGAAGUCGGAAGCUCUGCACGAAUUACUCUUAUGAAAUGCUUCUGUCCUACCCCUUGCAAAGACAUUCCUGAUGAUGAAUUCUUCUUGCACGAUAAGCAGGGCCAAAGUUGGUGGGAGUUUGCUUAUAAAGUUAAGCAGCAAGAGCUUAAAAACUUCCUUUCCGAAAAGCAAAGUAGCAUAGGAUUGAAUGCAGCCUUACUGGAGUUUAAAUUUUCGGAGUGCUCUGAACUCUGGACUCAAUAUCCAUUUUUGACUUAUAAAUUGGCAUGCCGAACGCUUCCGCUUUUGGCUUGUUUUCAUUAUUUGGGGACGGCUCAUGUAUUUACUGAAACAGAGAGAGCUGGGCACCGACUUUUCACCAUAAAACCUCGAGAAGAGCCACAAUGUGAGGAACAGUCCUGGUCGUUUGAAGACGUGCGAACGGAAUUUUCAAAAUCUCUCGAAUGGGGCCAUUUAGCCUCAGAGUUAACUGAGGAUGACGCUUGGGAGCUGCUGGUUAGACUCACCGAGCCCAGCUUUUGGACGAAUCGCUUCGCAGUGUGCGCAGAAUUCAUUAAGCGCUAUGCGACUAUUCUACCAAACAGUGACGGCAUAACUCAAAAUGUCGACGUCCUUUCCUCCUGUUUACAAAAAAAGAAACCACCUUCUAGUAUUCGCCAUAGUGAUGCUUCUUCUAUACCUGCAUAA